GACAUCCGGGUUGGACGUCACAAGGUUAUGAUCGUCGCGGCAACAUGCGGAUCUCGCGGUGCUUAUUUUCAUUAAUAUUUGUAAAAAUUUAAUAAUUCAGUGAAUAAACAAUGUUACCGCGACUUUGUAAUAUUUGCCAAAGAAACUUUAAUCCAUCAAGAGUAAUUUUGAGAAAAUACAGUGCACAGUUGUCUCACUCAUCGGUGGAAGAAAUCAGUGAAGAAGAAUUCGAAAGAAAAUUGAAAAAUCCUGAAAAGAAAAAAGUCCCGAUAAUUACCUGCAAAAGGAGUGAAUUUAAUUUUUACAAAGGUCAAACUUAUCCCAAGUUUCAGGAAAUACCUUUAGCUUCAAAAGGAUGGAUGCACAAAGAAGCACGAGGAGAUUAUUUUACUAUUCAUCCGCCCGAAGAAAAUAUAGAAGAUGGAAUGCCGAACGAUGUCACGUUUCAUGAUUUGGGAAUUCAUCAAGAUUUGAUUGAUAAUCUAAAAAAUCAUUUUAGAAUUGAAACCCCGACGACAAUUCAACAAAAAGGUAUCCCUAAAAUCCUCAACUAUCAGAAUACAAAAUUGGCAGCAGAAACGGGAUGUGGAAAAACAUUGGCGUAUUUAUUACCGCUUGUUUCUCAAGUUCUCAAUUGGAAAAUGGCUGUCAAUCGAAAAUUUAAUCAUCCACUUGCAUUAAUUAUAACACCGAGCAGGGAAUUAGCAAUACAAAUUGGUAAAGAAGCAAAUAAAUUGACAAGGAACUUGAACGUAAGAACAAAAGUUGUCGUCGGUGGAGGUAUACGAAAAAAAGUAAACAAUCCAUCAGUUUCCGACGUCGAUAUUAUAGUUGCAACUUUGGGAGGUUUGAGUAAACUUACCACACUUGGAAUUUACAAUAUGAAUUUCGUCCGGCACGUGAUUUUAGACGAAGCUGACUCACUUUUCGACGAAACAUUUUACGACAAACUGAGGCAUUUUCUCCGAAAAAUAUCGUUUGGUCCUCUUGCGCAAUUUAAAAAUAACUUUCCGAAAUUUGCUCAGCUGACGUUAGUUUCUGCAACGAUGCCCCAACAUCUUGAAGAAAUUCUUCAGGAUAUUGUCGACCCCUCCUCGUUGGAGGAAGUAACUACGAACAAGUUGCAUCGUAUUUACGUGCCACAGAAAUUUUUAAGACUUGGUCCCCAACAGAAACCAAUGGCUUUACUAAAAUUGAUUAAGAAAAAAGCUGCAAAUAAAUGCCCCAUUAUUAUAUUCAGCAACGAUAGUGUGACUUGUGAUUAUGUGAGCAUGUUGCUUCACGAAUUUAAUGUGAGGAAUAUUCAUCUUAACGGGCAGAUGUCGAUUUUCCGAAGAAAGGGUAAAUUCGAGGAAUUCCAAACUGGAAGAUACAAUGUUCUUUGUACAACCGAUGCAGGAUCGAGAGGAUUGGACACCAUAAUCGCCAGAGAUGUUAUUAAUUACGAUUUUCCCCUACAAACAGUAGAAUACAUCCAUAGGUGCGGAAGAACUGCUAGGGUUGGAAGUCCCAAAGAUUGCAGAGUUGUCAAUUUCGUUGCCCAUCCGUUGGAAAUUAUUCUCACUCAGAAAAUCGAAAAAGCUACGAGGUCUAUGAAACCUCUUCCCAUGCUCGAUUAUUUGAAGCGAAAUUGGGUCCCGGAGGAAGAGGAAGAGGCAAGAAGUAGACCUGAUAAUUUAUCAGAUUACAGUGAAAAAGAUUUAAAAAGUAUAAUAGAAGAACCUGAUAUCCAGGAGAUGGUUGAAGUUAAUGAGAAAUAGAAAGAAGUGGAAUCGUGUACAUAGGCGUGUUGAGUAAAUUUAUAUUCAUUUUAUUAAA
Messenger RNA from Belonocnema kinseyi, 1818 nucleotides. It is a transcript of the gene Dbp21E2, whose product is annotated as probable ATP-dependent RNA helicase DDX28. The record is from RefSeq and is a predicted model, not a curated record. The transcript has 7 exons. NCBI's taxonomy places the organism in Eukaryota, Metazoa, Arthropoda, Insecta, Hymenoptera, Cynipidae. Gene Ontology annotation, molecular function: ATP binding; nucleic acid binding; RNA helicase activity. Gene Ontology annotation, cellular component: mitochondrion. Bases 111 to 1760 code for a protein of 549 amino acids. Gene Ontology annotation, biological process: mitochondrial large ribosomal subunit assembly.